GCUUUUUUUAGAGGGCCAUUUCCCUCAGCGCACGAAAACCCUAGAAACCAAGGCCCGAAACCUAUGAUGCGGUUUUCGUGAUUUCAGAGACCAGUAAUGAUGAAGAAGCCUAGGAUUUUAUUACUGAACUCGAUAUCUUCCAGUUCCUUAUCGGGGUUUAUGGGAGAAAGCCCCAAUCAAUGUCAGAUGAAUUGAGAGUUUUUAUGCUAAUCUCCACUGGAGAUUCUCCACCCAUUCAGGUUGCAGAAGCCCUAGACCAGCAAGGAGUGGAUACUAGGGCUUCAUUUGGAAGUCAUGUUUCAUGAUCUUAAAUUCAAGGUUUUGUAUGAUACAGAAGCGAUAGUGUUUGGUUCUGAAUUACAUCAUUUGUUGAGGUACUAGUGAGACGAAAUGGAUACUCCUAGGGCUUUUGUGAAUCCUCAUAGAUAUGGAGCUGGAAUUAUAUCAAAGAUAAGUUUGGAGAACUUCAUGUGUCACAGUAGUUUACAAAUUGAUUUGGGCGAGCAUGUUAAUUUUAUCACUGGACAAAAUGGAAGUGGUAAAAGUGCAAUAUUGACGGCAUUGUGCGUAGCAUUUGGUAUAAGAGCAAAGAAUACACAGAGGGCUUCUUCAGUGAAGGAGUUCAUAAAAACCGGUUGCAAUUAUGCUCUUGUGGUUGUGGAGAUGAAGAAUCAAGGAGAGGAUGCUUUCAAGCAUGAUACAUAUGGCAAUGUAAUAAGCAUAGAGCGCAGGAUAACAGUAUCAUCUAGCACCACUGUCUUGAAAGACUGUAGAGGAAAAAAGGUUGCUCAUAAAAAAGGGGAGCUACAUGAACUUGUGGAGCAUUUUAAUAUUGAUGUGGAGAAUCCUUGUGUUAUUAUGAGCCAGGAUAAAAGCAGAGAGUUUUUGCAUUCUGGGAAUGAUAAGGACAAAUUUAAGUUCUUUUUCAGGGCUACUCUACUUCAACAAGUAAAUGAGUUACUACAAAACAUCAAAGGUCAGCUGGACGCUGCAAAUGCAAUGAUAGAUGAGUUGGAGUCUUCUAUUAGACCCAUAUUGAAAGAAAUUGAUGAGUUGAAAGAGAAGAUAAAGAGUAUGGAGCAUGUUGAGGAAAUAUCCCAGCAAGUAAAUAUUUUGAAGAAACAAUUAGCCUGGUGUUGGGUAUAUGAUGUGGAUCACCAGAUUCAGGAGGAGGGUGUGAGGCUUGAAAAGCUCAAAGAUCGUAUUCCUACUUGCCAAGCAAGAAUUGAUCGACAAAAGGAAAAAAUUGAUGAACUUAAGGGUCUUUUUCUUGAAAGAAAAGGUGAUAUUUCCAAUAUGAUGGAGAAGACAUCAGAAGUGAGAAGGUUACAGGGGGAACGGCAGCAGAAUCUUUCUAAGGCUACAAAAGAGAAAUUUGAGCUAGAGGAGGAGAUGGCACGGAGAACAAAUAUGAUUCGGAAGUUGUUAGAUAGUGUUAAACGGAUAGAACAACAGAUUCUUGAUGUUCGAGACAAACAUGUUAGGGAUACUCAGGCUGAAAAAAGCGAGAUGCAGGAACAAUUAGCCAAACUUCAUGAAGAGUUUGAUAUCGCUACUUCCAGACUUCAAGGGUUUAAGGAGGAAGAGGACAUGCUAGAUGAAAAACUAAGAGAUGCAACUAGUGCUGUCGAGGAAAUUAGUGCAGAGAUUCAAGAAUAUCAGACCAAGUACAGGGAAAUCAAUGCUCACAUCCGUGAUCUUCAACGACAAAAAACCAACAAGGUGACUGCUUUUGGAGGUGAGAGAGUGCUUCAUCUUUUGCGAGUUAUUGAGAUGCACUAUAGAAAAUUCAAAAAGCCUCCUAUUGGUCCGAUUGGUGCUCAUGUGUCACUAAAAAAGGAUGACAGCUGGGCGCUGGCAAUUGAACAUGCCAUUGGAAAGUUAUUAAAUUCGUUCGUUGUAACGGAUCAUAAGGAUUCUCUUCUUCUUCGAGAAUGCGCUAGAGAGGCGAAUUACCCAAAUCUUCAUAUAUUUAUCUAUGACUUUGACCGGCCUUUGUUGAAUAUUCCAAGUCACAUGCUUCCCAAUACCAAACACCCGACGACCAUUUCUGCGAUUCAUACUGAUAUUGCUACUAUAUUCAAUGUCUUGAUUGACCAGGGAAGUGCAGAGAGGCAAGUGCUUGUAAGAGACUAUGAAACUGGGAAAUCUGUUGCAUUUGACCAGAGGGUGGCAAAUAUCAAGGAGGUGUUGACAUCAGAGGGGCAUAGAAUGUUCUAUCGAGGUUCUGUGCAGACCACUCUCCCUCCAAACAAGAGGUUAAGAUCUGGUCGUCUAUGCAGCUCUGUUGAUCAUCAAAUUAAAUGGUUUGAGAAUGAAGCUUCAAAAAUGCGGGACUUCAUUCAACGAGAUGAGGGCCAGAAAAGGGGUGCUGAAAAAAUGUCGCAGGAUGUUCAACAUGAUUUACAUAGUAUAAAGAAACGCCGAUUGAAUACCGAAAGGAAUUUGGUGUCUAUACAACACACCAUGCGGGAUUUAAAGGAUUCAUAUAAUGUUGAUGCUGCUGCUGAUUUGGAACCCAAUGUUGAUGAGCUCCAGCAGGAAAUAUUGAGAGUACGAGAUGAAGUUCAACAAAAAGAGAUGUCACUUGAGGAACUCAGGAUUAGGGUGAAUGAGGCAGAAAGGAAGGCUAAUGAUUGUAAAUUGUCUUUUGACAACAUUUGCGAGUCGGCAAAAGUGGAGAUGGAAGCUGUUGCAGAAGCGGAACAUACAUUAGUUUCAAUUGAAGAUGCUUUACAUUCUGCAGAAAAGGAGAAGGCUCAUUAUGAAGAUGUUAUGCAAAGAAAGGUUAUUUAUGAUAUCAAAGAGCAAGAAGAAUUGUGUAAAGAUUUACAACGUCAGCAUGAGGAAAGCUGCAAGAAGGCAUCAAUUAUUUGUCUUGAAUCAGAGGUGGAAGCUUUAGGCGGCUGUGCUGGGAACACUCCAGAGCAGCUCAGUGCUCAAAUAAAUAGACUAAACAAACGGCUUCAGCAUGAGAGCCAACGGCAUCAUGAGUCAAUCGAUGACCUCAGGAAAAUGUUACAAAAGAAAGAGAUGAAAAUAUUGAAAAAGCAGCAAACUUAUGCAACUUUUCAUGAAAAAUUGGAUGCAUGCCAGAAAGCACUAGAAUUGCGUUGGAAAAAGUUUCAGCGAAAUGCGACUCUCUUGAAACGUCAGCUGACAUGGCAAUUCAAUGGACAUCUAAGGAGAAAGGGUAUUAGUGGACAGAUUAAAGUUGAUUAUGAGAUGAAGACCCUGUCGGUGGAGGUUAAGAUGCCUCAAGAUGCUUCGAGCAUAACUGUACGUGACACAAGGGGGCUUUCAGGAGGAGAGCGCUCUUUCUCUACUCUCUGCUUUGCAUUGGCUCUUCAUGAAAUGACAGAGGCACCUUUCCGUGCCAUGGACGAAUUUGAUGUUUUCAUGGAUGCCAUUAGUCGGAAAAUCAGCUUAGAUACACUUGUAGAAUUUGCUGUUACACAGGGCUCACAGUGGAUCUUCAUAACUCCACAUGAUAUCAGCAUGGUGAAACCAAAUGAAAGAGUGAGGAAGCAGCAAAUGGCAGCUCCCCGUGGCUGAUUCCUCCAUGUAUCCUGGUAGCAAUGCAUAAAUGUUAUGCCCAAUUGCUUCGGCCCUGAUCAGGGUUUGUUUUUUUUUGACAGUAAUAUUGUUUUGAUUCUCUUAUGCAAAUAUCUCUUUUUUUUUUGUUACCUUUGGUACAUGUAUUAGAGAGAGAGGUGGGAGGAGUGGUGUUUCUUCUUUAUUUUUUUUGCUAUGUUGUUUUCGUUUUUUGGUUGGAGGUGGGGUGGUGAAGGAAGAACACAGGUAGCUGUGCUGGGAAUGGAAGAGAAACAGAAGAUUUCUGUUGUCUGUAAUAUCAAUUUGAGAAAAGUUUUAUCGUCUGUUUUAUUUUAACAGUGAUUUACAUUUGAAUUUGGUUGAUGAUUUAUAAUCCAA
Messenger RNA from Amborella trichopoda, 3933 nucleotides. Its product is annotated as structural maintenance of chromosomes protein 6B. The record is from RefSeq and is a predicted model, not a curated record. Gene Ontology annotation, molecular function: damaged DNA binding; single-stranded DNA binding; protein binding. Gene Ontology annotation, cellular component: nucleus; Smc5-Smc6 complex; site of double-strand break. Gene Ontology annotation, biological process: chromosome organization; double-strand break repair via homologous recombination. NCBI's taxonomy places the organism in Eukaryota, Viridiplantae, Streptophyta, Magnoliopsida, Amborellales, Amborellaceae.